Microsporum canis CBS 113480 is the source of this 1800-nucleotide messenger RNA. RefSeq lists its product as uncharacterized. The record is from RefSeq and is a predicted model, not a curated record. Lineage: Eukaryota; Fungi; Ascomycota; Eurotiomycetes; Onygenales; Arthrodermataceae. The coding region runs from base 1 to 1800 and encodes 599 amino acids. The transcript is spliced from 3 exons.
AUGGGACUUCCAGGCUCUGUGAGCCCUCACGCCAUUCCCGGAGACCACCGUGAGAAGUGGUACUACUGGGCAUCAUCUCCCCGCACAACCCGCACGCCCACUGUUCGGUCAUUCGUCAGCCGGAUAAAGUCCAAAAUUUCUCCUAACUCUACCAAGUUGCGGAAGCCCAGCAACGGUACCCAGAAGCAGGGCUCCACCGUGAGGGAUACACCCAUGCUUCAUCGGAAGAACGUUGAAAUUUCACCUGAGGAUCAUCGCCUCGGGGAUGUUCUAUCUACCCCUGCGCUCUCCACUGCUAGUUCGUCAGCAAAUAACGGUGAUAGCACAAUGGUAUCAACCUUCUCACCCCCAGAUAGGGCCUGUUCGACCGCACCUAGCGAAGAGCGGCCGGCUGAACAGCUCGAGGAAGGAUCGCCUACCAAUCUUUCGGUUGUUGAACAAACUAGCGAAGAUGAUGUAUUUGGACUGCCAGGAGAGGAUUGCCACCGAGAAACUGAAGGAGGUCGAGAGUCCGAAGAAACCGAAGAGCAAGAAGAGGCCGGAAUAGAGGCGGCUUUGGGCUUGGAUACAGAUGUCUGUGUCAAGGUCGAGGCCGAUGUUAGGACAGGUACAGAUGCCAGCUCGGAGACCAAGGAAAGCCAUGGAGAUGACGAUGCAGAUGAUGAAGGAUAUGACGAUGAGAGUGACGACGAGGACGACGAGGAAGAUGAAGAGGAGGAGAUGAUUCCAUCCAGGGAAGUGGACUUCCUUCUCGAGAAUGCAGAGCAAAACAGACUUAACGACCUGGCUGCUCUCCAAGAUGAAUUUGAUGACGAAAUCCAGUAUAUUGCCCAUGAAAGAAACACACUGCUUAGUGAAAAGAUGUUCUGGCAAACCAAAUUUGUGACGGCGAUCAAAGGGAGGGAGAAACAACGCUCUCGCGCUUCAUCUUUGACAGAGGAUAACUCUCGUCUGGAGGCAAUCAAUAAAACCCUCCAGCGCGAGAUGGGCCUUAUCCAGGACAUUAUCGACAACCAGUACAAAGAAGUGAAAGUAAUUAAAUCCAACUGUCUGGAUGCUGUCACAGAACUUACUCAGGCAUGUGAAGUUACGAAGUCAUACCUUGACAAGGCGAAGGAAGAAAAUAUGAAAACUGCAAAGGAACUGGCGAUCCUUCGCAAAAUCGUCAUGAAGAUACGACAGCCAUCUAAAAAGUUGACUGAAUUCUCGAUGCACCACGAUUUCCAACAGGCCCUUGAAGUCAACCAAGAGUUGAAAGAGAAAGUCGAAACUCAACACCAAGAGUUAAACCAGCUACAUGCUCAGUUAGCCGAGCGAGAUGCAAAACUCAAGAAACUACAAGUGGACAAUGCCAAGUUAGAAGGGCAGCUUGACGAUAUGGAGUCGUUCAAUGCGAAAUAUUCGUCCAAGUUAGAUGACACCCGCCUUUCUCUGGCUUAUUAUCAAAAGUCCCUGUUACAAGCUCGAGACAAGGAAAGCCAUCUAAAUGAUCGCCUUUCGAUUGCUCUUAAUGAAUGGUCGGCAAGCAAGCUGAAAUUCAAGAACGAGUUAAUCGAGUGCCGCGCAAAGCUGCAACUAAAGGAUUCGAUGAUUAAUGCUCUUCAUAGGCAGAGCUCAGUGUAUCUGGAAAAUUGGAAGGAUACCAUCGGUAUGCUAUCUGACAGGAGCCAGGGAGAUGAGCUGUCUGUGAAGCUUGCUGACUGUCUGCAGGAGACGUUGGAUCGCAAUGAAGCACUGGAAAUUGAGCUUGGUGAUCUUCGUGAGAAGACUAUAGCCCUGCUAAAUCAAAACCUGGGUUAA